Messenger RNA from Patiria miniata (bat star), 2957 nucleotides. RefSeq names its product protein ANTAGONIST OF LIKE HETEROCHROMATIN PROTEIN 1-like. Bases 120 to 1091 code for a protein of 323 amino acids. The record is from RefSeq and is a predicted model, not a curated record. NCBI's taxonomy places the organism in Eukaryota, Metazoa, Echinodermata, Asteroidea, Valvatida, Asterinidae. The transcript has 2 exons.
UGGUGGCGGGCAAUACCGUCGUGAACCGAGGCGUUUGGUCAACAGUGAAAAGUGAUCAUUGGUGGCAGCAUAUUGCGAAUCAGGUAUUUGAAGAUGACGACUGGAUACGCCACUUUCGGAUGAGACGGGCCACUUUCAGUUACCUGUGUGAACAGCUUCGUCCUGAAAUAGAAAAGGCAGACACCCAUCUUCGCAAGGCUAUAGGAGUGCGUAAAAGAAUUGCCAUUACCUUGUGGCGAUUAGCCACAAAUGUGGAGUACCGUACCAUUGCCCAGCUAUUUGGAGUUGGAAUAUCAACAGUGUGCAACAUCGUUCAUCAAACAUGCCAAGCAAUCGUGUCAGUUUUGACUCCGAAAUUAAUCCGCCUUCCGAAAGGUGAAGCCCUCCAACAAAUCGUAAAUGGUUUCGAAACACGGUGGGGAUUCCCACAGUGCGGUGGGGCGAUCGAUGGAACACACCUCCCAGUCCUGCCACGGGGAUUCAAGACCGAUUUCUACAAUCGUAAAGGCUGGUUCUCAGUAGUUCUACAGGGCAUGAUCGAUCACCAAUAUCGCUUUAUGAAUGUGAACUUUGGUUUUCCUGGGAGUGUGCAUGAUACACGUGUUUUUGCAAACUCUAGCAUCUUCCAGUUAGGAGAGGCGGGUCAGUUAUUUCCGCCUACCACUAGAAUGAUUGAGGGUGUUGUAGUACCAAUCGUUAUUCUAGCAGACUCUGCGUAUCCACUCCUGCCAUGGGUUAUGAAGCCCUAUCUUGACAAUGGCGCACUGACCAGAGACAUGAAAACAUUCAACUACCGACUGAGCAGGGCCAGAAUGGUCACCGAGAAUACCUAUGGAAGGCUCAAAGGGAGAUGGCGUAUUCUUAUGAAGAGAAAUGACACUGACCUGAAGAACAUACCCAACCUUGUCAUGGCAGUUUGUACUCUGCACAAUCUUUGUGAAACUGCAGGAGAAGGGUUUGACGAGGCUCUGCUAGUGGAUGUGGCCGAAGGUCUGACGAAUCAGCCAAACCAAGACGAAGCUAACCACAUGAAUGAUGCCGAAGAAAUUAGAAAUGCUCUCAAACAGCACGUGUGUGCAAAUCCCCUGUAGUGAAACCACCAAGUUUGUACUCAUGUAGAUGUGUUGUUGCAAAAACGUUGGAACGCGAUUUUCAGUCUUUGUGAGAAAAAGCAUGAAUAUGUUUGCGAUCAUGCGAUGGCUUGAUUAUCUUUUGUGGUUCAUUAAAAUAAAAGAUAAAGUAACUCAAUGAAGAUGAUUUAUUAAUUAAGAAACAUAUCCAAUAUUCACCUACUUAAGCAUUUUUGGCUUGAAUCGGAUGAGUAGCGAAAUAUUUUCUUACUACAUUCCUGAAAACACCUCAGAAUAGAAUAGCAUGCUUGGUAUUUUGCUUUUCCAACUCAAAAAUGUUAACAACUCUCAGUAGCACCUUAUUCUGUUUACAAAUAGUUUCCAGUUUAAUUGUUCGUUUAUUUCCAAUUUCCACAAACUUCAUAAUUACAAAAUAGAAAUUACCUUGUCUUAUUUUUGUAAUUUUGAUAAUUAGGUUCCAAGAAAACAUAAUAGUGUCACACCAGUAUACUAUAAUUUUGAUGACUCUCGAGAACAACUGUGUGGCAGUUUUCAUAUAAAUGCGCUGAGAUACGUUUUUGUUUGCAUGCCCAUGCUUGUAAUAAAUCAAAAUACCGCCUUAUGACUUAAAUGAAUUUACUUUCGAUGAAACUUGUCCUAUUUUUCAUUUUUAUAUUCAAUCUAUGGAUAAAUCUUAAUGAAUACACAAAAAGCUGAAUUUUGACAAAUUUGGCAGUAGCAAUGUUUUUUGCACUGACAUGAUGUAAUAAACAUGUACAUCCCAGAUGCUAUUCAUGUCAAAAUAGUUUGGGUUAUGUGUAUACAUGUAGUUGAAAAAAGUAGCAGUCAAAAAGUUGAUGGAGCAACGGCGUGUAUUAAUUUUGCAUCGUUUCUACAGCCCCAAACCUUUUUCACUUUAAUUUAUAAACAUUUAAAGGUUGCAUAAGUUUAUUUUUAACACUAUGUUGACACACACAUGUCGUUUUCAAACUUUGUUUAUUACUGGUAAUGCAGAAUAAUUGCAUGGAUUGCUAGUAACUAGAAUUGAAAUGUUCGGUACAUGAAAACAAUGUAUGGAGUAACAUAAAAACGAUUUUACACAAUAAUUACUCUAAGCUAGACAUAAGUAUCAAUAUCUUCUUGGUAAUACUAACUGCACAAAUCUUCAUUUAAAAUAUGUUUAAACUUCCAUUAUGAAGAUUUUCUUUAAUCUACGUUGAAUGCAUUUGUAUGACUUAAAUAGAAAAAAGUAUGUAGGCAUUUUCAACAUUUGUAAUUUUGAAAAUAUGAGUUUGUACUAGAAGUGGCAGUUGACAUUAACAUGCUACUCAUUAAUUAAAAUACAUAUGUACUUGGAAAGAAAGUUGCAACCUGAUGCUGCUUUUUCUCAAUCAUCUUUAUUAGAAACUAGUAAAGGCUAGCUAACCACUAUGACAAAAACACAGCUAAAAACAAAAAGAAGUUUAUAAAGUAUGAUAAAAAAAUUAAUAAAUUGUAUGAGGAUGACUUAACUCUGCACUCCAGGUGAAGGGUUCUCAAUCAAUAGCAAAUCUACUUGAGUUUUGAUGCAUCAAGAUUCUGACUAGUUACAUGGCACUUUAUGGAAAUUGCACUUUUUUAAAUUUUUACUUGUGUUUUCUGGAAAAUAAAACUAAAAUGGAAAAUGUGGCUACAGAAAAAAAGCUUCACCCAUAAAACUAAUAAUGUGAUAACAAAUCAUGUAUUACACUUGAUGUACAUCCCAGUGUGGGGCAAGGUUUAAUGGCAAUGCUAGAAUUUUGAAAUGAGAUGAAUUUUACAAUAAUACUUAAUGCAGUACCCGUAGUAGUUGUUUACAUAAAUGGAAAAUUAUUCACCGUGCUAUACUGUAUUGCAGAUGUUCAUAAU